Molecule: messenger RNA, 1172 nt
Organism: Quercus lobata
Lineage: Eukaryota; Viridiplantae; Streptophyta; Magnoliopsida; Fagales; Fagaceae
Product: la-related protein 1C-like
Exons: 1
Molecular function (GO): RNA binding
Source: RefSeq, a predicted model, not a curated record
UCCGAUUCCCCUCCUCCGAAGAUGGCUUCACCGUCACUACCACCACCACCACCGGAUGCCGGCGAGGGCUCCGAUGGUGGUAAUGACGGCAAUGCGGCUCGCCCAAAGAAGCUCGCUUGGAACAAACCCUCAAACGACGGCGUCGUUGAGGUCAGUCCUGUAAUGGGCGCGAUUUGUUGGCCCGCUCUGUCUGAGCCCACUAAGGCUUCGCCUAAAUCGUCGGCCGAUUCGACUUCGAAGACUCUCUCCGAUUCACCACUCUCCACUUCUCAGGGAACUGUUGUUCCACAUUCGCCGAAGAAACAAGUUACUACUACUACAACUACUACUACUACUAAUAAUGCUGCUGGGAAUUCUAAUUCUAGUGCAAACCAUCCAUUGCCAACUCGGCAAAGAUCUAUGAAGCGAGGUGGUGGCAACAACAGGAGUGGGCCUUCACAGAGCGGCUUUACUCAUCCUCAUCUUCCGCCACCACCUAACACAACUGCAUAUGUUAGACCUCCCCCAAUGAGACCCUUUGUCGACCCCAUGGGUUAUACUGAGUUUUGCUAUAUACCUCAACUGCCAGUGGAACCCUACAGCCAUAGACCAAUAAUUCCUCAUCCACCGCCAUUAUAUAUCCCUGUUCCAGAACCUCUGCCCGUUUUGCUUCUCAAGCAGAUAGAUUAUUAUUUCAGUGAUGCUAAUUUGGUAAAAGAUGUCUAUUUGAGGUCAAACAUGGAUGAUCAGGGCUGGGUACCAAUUGCUUUAAUAGCGAGCUUUCCUCGAGUAAGGAGUAUGACAACUAACGUCCAGUUAAUAUUGGAUUCCUUGAGCUCUUCGACCAUUGUGGAAGUACAGGAUGACAAGGUGAGGAGGCGCAAUGAGUGGAAUAAAUGGAAACGAGCUUCUUCUCGGAUUCCCUCUGACUCAGGCUCAGUGUCUCCUAAUAAAUCAAGUUAUGAUACGCUGGCAACUUCUUUGCAGAAGAUCACGGUGGAGGAAGUGGAUACAAACCAAAGUAGUGUGACAGGUAAAGCAGACCCUAACUCUGAGGCUGUUGCAGGAAGUUGGAUAACAGAGUUUAUUGGCCAGUCACAACUCCCCAGUGGGGAGGAUACUCAAAACACCGACUCAAGCGGGAACUGAUCAAUAUAUGUCCCCCAAAAAAAUUCAAGAAAAAUCUUGUCAGA